AUGUCGAGUAAGACGGACAACUUGCCCGUGAAGAAAGAAUGCAGUAUACCCGGCAAGCAGGCAUACAGCAUAUGGGGCACAUUGUUUGAGCUAGAUGAGCGCUAUGUCCCAAUAAAGGCAAUAGGCAAAGGAGCGUACGGCGUGGUGUGCUCGGCAAAGAAUGUGGUCACAGGAGAGAAGGUGGCAAUUAAGAAGAUACAGAACGCCUUCGAGAACUUGACAGAUGCCCGGCGCACACUGCGGGAGAUUAAGCUCUUGAGGCACCUCAAACAUGAGAACGUGAUCGCCGUGCGAGACAUUCUGCAGCCAGUAGACAAGGAGAGAUUCAACGAUGUCUACAUAGUCUAUGAGCUCAUGGACACAGACCUGCACCACAUCAUUCGCUCACCGCAGCAACUCACAGAUGACCACUUCCAAUUCUUCAUCUACCAGAUCUUGCGCGGCCUGAAGUACGUGCACACAGCCAAUGUGCUUCAUAGAGACCUGAAGCCCAGCAAUCUUCUGCUGAAUGCGUCCUGCGACCUGAGGAUAUGCGACUUUGGCUUGGCAAGGACCUUGGCGAGGCAAGACAGGUAUUCCAACUACAUGACAGAAUAUGUGGUCACGCGAUGGUACCGCGCACCAGAGCUGCUGCUGUCCUGCUUCCAGUACACUGCCGCCAUCGAUGUGUGGUCGGUGGGGUGCAUCCUGGCGGAGCUGCUGUACCGGAAGCCGCUGUUCCCGGGCAAGGACUACAUCGACCAGCUCAAGCUCAUCAUCAAGAUGCUGGGUUCCCCCUGCGACUCCGACCUCGUCUUUAUCAGCAGCAGCAAGGCCCGUGCCUACAUCAAGGCGCUCCCGUAUGCCCAGAGGUGCCCAUUCAGGGUGAUGUUCCCGGACGCGAGCCACCUGGCGAUUGAUCUGAUGGAGAAGAUGCUGCAGUUCAACCCGGAGCGGCGCAUCACUGUGGAGCAGGCCCUCGCGCACCCCUACCUCGCCCAGAUGCAUGACCCGGCCUCGGAGCUCUCCGCCCCUGACACCUUUGACUUUGAUUUUGAGGAGCAAGAGCUGGUUGAGGCGGCUGUCAGGAGUAAGGUGCUGGAAGAGAUCCAGUUCUACAGCAGCUCUGCCUCCCUGGAGAAGGCAGCGAGAUAA
This is a messenger RNA of Coccomyxa subellipsoidea C-169, 1134 nucleotides long. RefSeq names its product mitogen-activated protein kinase 6. The transcript is spliced from 6 exons. Gene Ontology annotation, biological process: intracellular signal transduction; protein phosphorylation. Gene Ontology annotation, molecular function: ATP binding; MAP kinase activity. Bases 1 to 1134 code for a protein of 377 amino acids. Gene Ontology annotation, cellular component: cytoplasm; nucleus. The record is from RefSeq and is a predicted model, not a curated record. NCBI's taxonomy places the organism in Eukaryota, Viridiplantae, Chlorophyta, Trebouxiophyceae, Coccomyxaceae.